Papaver somniferum (opium poppy) is the source of this 3809-nucleotide messenger RNA. RefSeq lists its product as uncharacterized. The transcript is spliced from 2 exons. Bases 1323 to 2285 code for a protein of 320 amino acids. The record is from RefSeq and is a predicted model, not a curated record. Lineage: Eukaryota; Viridiplantae; Streptophyta; Magnoliopsida; Ranunculales; Papaveraceae.
ACAGAUUUAGAAACAAAACUCCAACAACAAAUUACAUAGAAUGAAAUUAAUAAUUAAUGGAUAAGAAGAUGAUUAUCAAAUACAAAAGAAACGAUACCUAUUUCAUCAAACACCUCAAAUUUACAAAUCAGGUAAGAACCCAUCACUCCGAAGCAAUGAGAGAGAGCAGGGAGAGACUGAGUGUCUGUUUCUAAUCAAAAAAUUAAAAUAAAAAAAAUUGAUGGUUGAACUGCUCACAGAAACCUCAUCUAAAUCUUAUUCCCACUACCCAUUUUUAUUCAAUGUAGACACUGUGAGAUCAUUAUAGUUGGAGAAUUUGAGAUUUAUCAUUAUAGAUAUUCAUGGCUUUCUAUAUUUCAAAGAAAUAGUUUUGUGUUGACACAUACCUAGAACCAGACAAGAGCUUUGAUUUUUAUUAACAGAGAGAUCUCGUUUUAUCAGGUUUAGAGGACCAGGAAUUUUGUAUACAACAAAAUAUCAACUUUGAUGUUAGUAUUUAUAAAAAAAAAGGAGAGAGACGCUCUCCAACCAUCACUCGACGUCACUAAAACCCUUUUCAAAUUAAACCUUUCCUCAAGAUCUUCUCAAAUUAAACCUUUCCUCAAGAUCGAUCCUUUGGAUCAUACCUUUUCUAAACCAUUCUACAACCAAAAUCUCGCAAUUGAAGACUAUCUUAUGAACUAAAACCUCUUUCUUGAUCCCCCUGGAAGCAUUCAUCACAUGAGUAUCCCUGCGAGGUAAGUCUCAAACUCAACUGAUUUCUCAGUUAAAUUUUCUUUGGUGCUCUGUUUCAGGUAUUACUAUUGGCACCCCCCUUACUCUACUGUUUGCUUAUCUUCUCAUUUUCCCGGCUGCUUCUCCUCAACUUCUUUUGCUGUCAGUUUUUGCCUAGCUUGACCCCACUGUCGUGUCGCUCUCUCGCCAUCCCUUUAUUCCUUAUCCCUAUCUUAUCUCCCCCCGCGUUUCUCUCAACCCCCUCUGCUCUUAUGCAACACAGUAAAAAAUCAGAUCUCACUUUAAUGCACCCAACCACUGUAAUAACUGAGUUGAAAUCAGCUCAAAAAGUAAAGAAGUGGUUAACCAAACUCUGGCUAUUUGAAUUCAUGGCAACUAUGUGGGCGAAGUUAAUCAAAAGCAUCAAAAGAAUAACCAUCAGUCAAACCAGCUUGAACAACCCAAACAUGAACAGUAUCAACGACCCAUCGUCGAACAACCAAAGAGAAACGGAGCUGGUAGAUAGAAUGAACACACAACUCUCAAUGACCCGAUCUAUUACUCUAAAACCAGAAACAAUUUCGAAAUGAAGGAACAAUACUGAAUUCAUGGUGGUAGCAAGAAUAUUCUGUCCAUUCAAGCUGAAUAUAAAGAAGAUGAUGGAAAUGUUACAGUUCUUAUGGGUGCUGGCAUAUCAACCCAUUGCUACUCUAGUAAGUGGCUCUACCGAAGCCAACAAGUUCACCAUCGAACUGCAAUCACGUGCUGAUGUCCAAAGAGCAAUCAGAUAUUCCCCAACUAAAUAUGUUGCGUGGCUGCUGGUCCUUAAGCCUUACCAAUUUGGAAUCCCACCAUCCAUGAUACAUAUGACGCUAGUAAACUUUUGGGUUAGCUUCAUGAAUCUACCUGUUGAGUUUUUCGGCGAAGGGAUACCGGAAAUGAUUGCAAACAACAUUGGAACUUUCAUCAACAAAGAACUCCCGCAAGACUGUAACCAUGCUCGUCCAUUCAUAAGAUGUCUUGUCCAAAUGGAUCUAAAUGAACGCUUUGAUCCUACCUUUGACCUCAUUCUGGGAGAACAUGAUGUGUUUGAGGUCAUGUUGUACUAUGAGCCGCUGCCUAAAUCUUUCUGCAAAAUAUGUAGGAUAAUAAACCAUCCAACGGAGAAAUGUAGAGAGCUCAGUAACGAUGAUUUCCCCAUUAUAUUGCUAGAACCGGAUCAGCAGGAGGAAGUGGCAUUAAAUGAUGCCAAUGUCCAAAUGAACUUUGAUGAAUUGGAAGACGAGACAUCAUUAUCAGCUCACCAAGCACCCCAGAGAGUCUAUGAAGCAAGAGACUUGAUAAUCCCGGAGUUCAUUUCUCCACCAAACUUGGUGGCUCCGGCGAUCCCACCGGGAUUUAGCAUGAACAUCUCUGACGCUGAUCUGAGAAACGCUUUUAUUAGCCCCCAAAUGAGCAUAGCGUCCCUGAGCAGCUCCAACUCAUCCAAGAGACUAUGGGAGGAUGAUAUAGAAAUCUCAGCAAACAAAUUUCAGAGAUGGGAUACGCCAAUAGAAGAGAGCGAUGUUUAAAUGGUUCCUACAAUUUUCUUCAUGGACCACCACCAGUACAAAGCAUGAUAUGGACACCUGAGGAUUCUAUGGGUGUACCAAACUCGACUGUGUUUGGGGAAAACAAUCAAAUAGUAUUAUCCUCAUCAGGCGGGCUACACCAGAUGGUGCCCUUAUCAACUUGUAUGGCUAUAACAACGGAUCCGCUGCUAGAGAUUAAUCCAAACAUCAACAAAGGCAAAUCGUCUAUGACUCAUGCAGAAGUUGGGGAGUCUCAACGAUCUCAAACAGAAAAGGAAAUGGAGAAUACUGCUAACUUCCUCCAGAUGCCAAAUCAGGUGAAUACAAUGGAAGGAAGCGUAAAAACUCAAAUUAAACAAAGAAAAAAUUCUCGAACUGCUGAGGGAGGAAGAACUAACAAUAUUUGGAGUGGAUCUAAACAAAGCUCCCAUAAUGGUCUCUGAAGAAAUCACAAACCAGAUCUCAGUUAUAAACUCAAAAGGGGUGGUCAUCAAUCAGAUGGAGAAACAACCAAAAAGGCAAGAAGGAAAAGGAAAGUCGAUCUAUGCAAAAAUAAGGAAAAAUCGAUUGGAGGCUAUUUUGUUAAGGAAGACUGUUCAAAAUCUGAUGGGAGCUCAAAAACCUCAAAAGAAAAAAGGGGCGGUCAAGGGAAAAUCUAAAUCCAAGAUGGGAAAUAUUAAUCAACCUGAUUGCUUGAUCCCACCACAUAUGUACUUUGGUAAGCCGGAAAUAAACUGCUCUCAAUUUCCAUCAUCAUCGACCUCUCAACCUAAUUUCAAAAUCAAUACCCAUAAUCUUUCAGACAACAGUGCUAUCUCCACCUACCAGGGUCAACCCCAGAACCAAAAAGAGAUUUUCGUUCCACCUCUAGUCAUUUCUGCUCCUUUCAAUAUAGUCCCAUGGCCCGAUCAUCAAUACCCCUGAAAUACCAUUCCUUCUUUUCAAGCUCAAGCUCAAGUAGUCGAGAACAGUGGGAUGCCAAUUAGUGAUACCAACAAACUGGUUGAAGAUAAUGGUGAUGGGAAAGGUUCAAAGCACAUGGAUGGUGCAAUCAUUGGGGAUACUCAAUCAAAAGGUGAUGAUGCUAGCGCAAAAGGGGAGGAUCAGAUACAACAGGAAUCAUCACCAACUCAACAAGUCGGAACACAGCUCAAUCAAUAGGAGUAGUAGCGGCACUGGUAAAGGCCAGGAGAAAGUGCCAGAAACAGCUCCACAUCAAGGUGGAAGACACCAAAGUUAGAAGGCAACUAAUCAAGCAACUGCACAAUAAAAACCAGGAUUCGGGGAAUCCCUUUUUUACUUCGAUAUCAAACUUAAUCAUGUAUUUCAGUUCUAUUUUAUGUAACAGUCUUAAUGGACCUAUAAGACAAGACAUCCCUAAAAGUGCUCAAAUAUUCCUAGAUAACCACAAUCUAAGACCAUUUUGGAACACGUUAAUUCCCGGGAACUAUCCCUUAUCUAUUUGUAAUGCUAAGUGAGAGGAUCUACCUCUGACUUAGCCCGUUUCGUUAAUGAAGUUAUUUU